AUGGGCAACGGCGCCUCGCUCGACCUCGACCCGAACAUUAGUGAGGAGAAGCUCCAGAAGAUUGCGCGAGUGUGGGAGCUGUUCUUCGAGAACGCGCAAAAACGCGUCGCCGCGCGGGAAGCCUGGUUAGCAGACCCCGUUGGUUUUAACACGCACUAUAACAAAGUCGUGACGUCGCCCAAGAAUGCCAACAGGAGGCAGGCGCCUCCCUACAGUCCGGGGCCCCGGAAGGAGUGGCGCUCCAAAGUCUUGGACGACGACGUUCCUUCAGCUAGAAGCCCUUCUGUGAGACGAGAGAAGACGCCCUCGCCUCCAAAGACGCCCGUCCAACAGUAUACGGUCGAAUGGGACCCGAAACAAAAUGCCGUGUUCUACGAGCCGCAUAGCUACAAGGGUCCCGCGCGCUGGAAGCUACCGGCCAAUGCGGAGAUUGUCGGAGAUCGCACAGCGGGCUGGACGCGGUGCUGGGACGAUUCUAAUAAAGCACAUUUCUACCGCCCGCCCAACGGUGGCACGGCCUGCUGGAACGCGCCUUCUGCUCUUAAAAAAGCAUUGGAUGAAGCGGAAUUUACCGAGCAUUUUGACCCUGAAAGUGGGAGGACCUAUGUCUUGUCACGAAUCACGGGCAAGACGGAGUGGGUUACCAGCAGUUUGUUUGAUGCCCAGCCGCGGUGGUGUCGCGUCGUCAACGAGAGAGGUAAAAGGUGGUUCGAAGACGAGACUACUGGACAUAUCUCGCGAGAACCCCCUCCAGGUGUAUACGAGUCGGACUGGGUGCGCGUCGCGGCCAAGCCGCCUUAUUACUUGCAUGAGCCGACUUCCUUUGUCUGCUGGAACCGGCCGUGGAUUCGAGCACGGAAGCGCUUCGUGCGAGUGGGAAGUUGUCGGUCCGCCGGUAGUACGGAGUCGACGUCGGACGACUACUUCUACAAAGAUUUAGCGACAGGACAAACCCAGUGGGACGCGCCCGAGGACGUCUUGUGCCGGGGCUGGGUCGAGUGCUGCACGGACGAUCCCGUCGACCCGCCGUUCUACUACGAGCGGAAGAGUGGGCGGAGCGUGUGGGUGCCGCCGUGGGCGUAA
Molecule: messenger RNA, 1083 nt
Organism: Pelagomonas calceolata
Lineage: Eukaryota; Pelagophyceae; Pelagomonadales; Pelagomonadaceae
Source: the annotation of a GenBank genome assembly